Hydractinia symbiolongicarpus is the source of this 1260-nucleotide messenger RNA. Its product is annotated as papilin-like. NCBI's taxonomy places the organism in Eukaryota, Metazoa, Cnidaria, Hydrozoa, Anthoathecata, Hydractiniidae. The transcript is spliced from 5 exons. The record is from RefSeq and is a predicted model, not a curated record. The coding region runs from base 1 to 1260 and encodes 419 amino acids.
AUGAUCGAAAGGUGUGAAAAAAGCAUAGAUGAUAAAGGAUCUUACGCAGCGUUAUUGACAGACUUGUCUAAAGCUUUUGCCUGGAUAAAUUACGAUUUAGUUAUUGCUAAAUUGCACGCUUAUGGGUUUGACAAGGAUGCUUUGAGAUUAAUACAUAGCCCACUGCUCUUCAAAGUUUUCCUGAUAGAUUUAUUUCUGAUAACGAUUGAAACUGAUAUAGCUAGCUACGCAGAUGACAACACCCCAUAUACGUAUAGGUCUGAUAAAAAUCAAGUGGUAGAAGACCUUAAAAAAAUAGCAAAAAGAAUGUUUAUAUGGUUUGCUGAAAACGAUAUGAAAGGCAAUAAAGCAAAGAGCCAUCUUCUUUUUAGCUUACCACUUGAUACAAAAGCUGUCGUUGGAGACACGAACUGUUACACAGAGAAAUCAAAAACGAUACACGAAAAAAAUAUUGUAACACUAGCUAUAGAAAUAUAUAAAGCUAAAAAUAAACUCUCGCUUGAUAUAAUAGAAUUAGCGCAAAAUCAGAAUGAGGAAGAUAAUUUUAUUCUUGUGUGUGGUGGUACUUCAACCACACCCGCUUUCACUACCAGUCAUAUUGCUACUGAUGACAACGGUUUAGAUGCCUCAACUGCACAUCUCUCCACUACCGGUACUACUGAUGGCAACAGCUUAGAUUUCUCAACCAGGCAUGUUUCAACUACCGGUACUACUGAUGGCAACAGUUUAGAUGCCUCAACCACACAUGCUUCCAAUACCGGUACUACUGAUGGUAACAGUUUAGAUUCUUCAACCAUACACGCUUCCACUACCAGUACUACUGAUGGCAGCAGUUUAGAUUCCUCAACCACACACGCUUCCGCCACCAGUACUACUGAUGGCAGCAGUUUAAAUACCUCAACCACACAUGCUUCCACUACCAGUACUACUGAUGGCAGCAGUUUAAAUGCCUUAACCACACAUGCUUCCACUAUUGGUACUACUCAUGGCAACAGUUUAGAUACCUCAACCACACAUGUUUCCACUACCAGUACUACUGAUGGCAACAGUUUAGAUGCCUCAACCACACAUGUUUCCACUAUCGGUACUACUGAUGGUAACAGUUUAGAUUCCUCAACCACACAUGCUUCCAUUACCAUUACUACUGAUGGCAACAGUUUAGAUGCUUCAACUAUUCAUUUUUUCAUCACCACUCGUACUGUUACUCAUGGGAUAACUCAAAGUAAAAGUGUAGACGUUCUAAAGGUAAUUUCAAGUUGA